UUCUGAGCCAGGGAGAACUAGCUCAGCAGCCCCCCUUGGGUUGUAACUCCCCACUGUCUCCUGUGCGCAUCGCAGCCGCAAGUGGCUUUCCCUGCUGGGCUUCUGACAACACUGUGUCUAACUUUUAUUACAGGGUUUUCUGCCUGCCCCUCUGCGCCCAGCUGAUGGGAGAGCUGCUGGGCCAAUGCCCGUUCCGUGCUGUCUGACCAGCCUUGACGUGAUCCUGCGACUUGCCGCACCUUUACAAUGGCCCUAACCUUGUUUGAAGUGCUUUCCAAUACUGAUGAAUACCGACCACCUGUUUGGAAAUCUUACUUGUAUCAGUUGCAACAGGAAGCUCCCCAUCCUAGAAGGAUUACCUGCACUUUUGAGGUAGAGAACAGACCCAAAUAUUAUGGAAGAGAAUUCCAUGGUAUGAUCUCAAGAGAAGAAGCCGACCAAUUAUUAAGUGUUGCAGAGGGAAGUUAUCUCAUUCGUGAAAGCCAACGGCAACCAGGAACCUACACUUUGGCAUUAAGAUUUGGAAAUCAAACCAGAAACUUCAGACUCUACUACGAUGGAAAACACUUUGUUGGGGAGAAACGUUUUGAGUCCAUCCAUGACCUGGUGACAGAUGGAUUGAUUACUCUUUAUAUUGAAACCAAGGCAGCAGAAUAUAUUGCCAAGAUGACAAUAAAUCCAAUUUAUGAACACAUAGGAUAUACAACCUUAAACAGAGAGCCAGCACACAAAAAACAUAUGCCAACCCUGAGAGAUACAUAUGAUGGCAAAGAGGCUACAGGAGAAGAUGAGGUAGCAGAGAAAAGGUUGACAUCACUUGUCAGAAGAGCAACUCUGAAAGAAAAUGAACAUAUUCCAAAAUAUGAAAAGGUUCACAAUUUCAAGGUUCACACGUUCAGGGGUCCACACUGGUGUGAAUACUGUGCCAACUUUAUGUGGGGCCUCAUUGCUCAGGGAGUAAAAUGUGCAGAUUGUGGUUUAAAUGUUCACAAGCAGUGUUCCAAGAUGGUCCCAAAUGACUGCAAGCCAGAUCUGAAGCAUGUCAAAAAAGUGUACAGCUGUGACCUUACAACGCUAGUAAAAGCACACAUCACUAAAAGGCCAAUGGUAGUAGACAUGUGUAUUAGAGAAAUUGAAUCUAGAGGUCUUAAUUCUGAAGGACUAUACAGAGUUUCAGGCUUUAGUGACCUAAUUGAAGACGUCAAAAUGGCAUUUGACAGAGAUGGGGAAAAAGCAGAUAUUUCUGUGAAUAUGUAUGAAGAUAUCAAUAUUAUCACUGGUGCACUUAAAUUGUACUUCAGGGAUUUGCCAAUUCCGCUUAUCACAUACGAUGCCUACCCAAAAUUUAUAGAUUCUGCAAAAAGCAUGGAUCCUGAUGAACAGUUGGAAACACUUCAUGAAGCAUUGAAACUACUGCCACCUGCACACUGUGAAACCUUAAGGUAUCUCAUGGCGCAUUUAAAGAGGGUAACCCUUCAUGAAAAGGAGAAUCUCAUGAAUGCAGAGAAUCUUGGCAUUGUUUUUGGACCAACCCUUAUGCGAGCACCAGAACUUGAUGCAAUGGCUGCACUGAAUGAUAUCCGUUACCAGAGACUUGUGGUGGAGAUGCUUAUAAAAAAUGAAGACAUUUUAUUUUGAAUAUUUUGUUUUGUUCUUU
Messenger RNA from Terrapene triunguis (Three-toed box turtle), 1657 nucleotides. It is a transcript of the gene CHN1, whose product is annotated as chimerin 1. Lineage: Eukaryota; Metazoa; Chordata; Testudines; Emydidae. The coding region runs from base 247 to 1638 and encodes 463 amino acids. The record is from RefSeq and is a predicted model, not a curated record. Gene Ontology annotation, molecular function: GTPase activator activity; ephrin receptor binding. Gene Ontology annotation, biological process: regulation of small GTPase mediated signal transduction; ephrin receptor signaling pathway; positive regulation of GTPase activity. The transcript has 14 exons.